CCCCCAUCAUCCUUACCCCACGGAGCAGCCUUGUCGACAUGGCCGUUAUUCCUAUCGCCGGCGCCGUCCUGGCGCUGCUGGGCGUCGUCUUCCAGUUCGCGCUGCUGCCGCGCCUCACCGUCUUUGGCGUGCUCAGCCGCUCGCUCGAGAACAAGAGCAAUGGCCGCUGCGAGAUCAUCCCUCAGCUCCAGGGCUGCGAGGACAUGUGGCUGCACCAGGACACCGGCUACCUCUACGCCGCCUGCUCCGACCCGCUCACGUCGCGCAUGUCGUGGCUGCCCUGCCAAGACCGCCUUGACUGGAACAAGUAUCCGGCGACGACCGACUACAUCGCCGUCGUGGACACGCGGGGCAGCGGGCCGUGGUCCGAGCGCAUCCGCAAGGUGACGCCCAAGAACUUCCCCGGCGUGCAGGUCAACGGCCAGCCGAUCUACAACCUGCACGGCAUCUCGGUGCACGUCGCCGACUCGGUGCUGCCGGGCAGCAAGCCGACGCUCAAGUUCUUCAUCGUCAACCACCGCCCGCCGGUGGAUGCACAGGGCCGCAUCGACGCCGCCGCUGCCCUCAAGUCCGGCGCCAACUCGACCGUCGAGCUCUUCACCACCACCGUCGGCAGCGACGAGUUCGAGUACGAGCACACGUUCGCGCACCCGGAGAUCCGCACGCCCAACUCGCUUGCUGCGACCGGCAAGGACUCGUUCAUCUUUACGAAUGACCACGGCGCCAAGGUGGGCCACGGCCGCGCCCUCGACCUGCUUCUUGCGCGCUCCAAUGCCGGCUACUGCGACAAGAAGGGAUGCAAGAACGCAUUGAGCCCCCUGCCGUUCCCGAACGGCAUCACGAACGGUGCCAAGGACAAGGAGUACUGGAUCGCAUCCACCUCGGACGGCAAGCUUCGCCAGGUUGAGCUGCAGGCCGAUGGCUCGCUCGUUCUUCUGGACGAGGUUGCGACCGGCUACCCGAUGGACAACCUGCGCACCGACAGCAACGGCCACGUCUGGGCGGCCAGCUUCCCGAAGCUACUCAAGCUUCUGCCGCACUUCGAGGACCCCGUCAACACGCACUCGCCCGCGCACGCCAUGCGCCUGCGCCUCAACGAGGGCAAGGACGCCUUCUUCGGCCAGAAGUACUCCGUCGACCACGUCUUCGAGGACGAUGGAAAGAUCGCCUCCGGCAUCACCGUCGUCGUUCACGACACGGACAAGCGCAAGCUGUUCAUGGGCGGCGUGCAGACGCCGUACUCGCUCGUGUGCGAUAUCUAGGCUCCGCGCGCCUCUUGCACAGGGUCACUCCAGAUGGCGCGAUGAUGCAUGCUCGCAUUGCUCGCUCUCGCCGUACGCCCUCACUUCUUCUCCCGCAAGGACCGCUUGAACUUGUUGAGCCUGU
Molecule: messenger RNA, 1386 nt
Organism: Tilletiopsis washingtonensis
Lineage: Eukaryota; Fungi; Basidiomycota; Exobasidiomycetes; Entylomatales
Product: calcium-dependent phosphotriesterase
Exons: 10
Coding region: 39-1262 (407 amino acids)
Source: RefSeq, a predicted model, not a curated record